UCGAACGUCAUUGACAACAUGGUCAAAUUACUGCUCUCCAUAAAGGCUGAACUCGAAAACGUCACCAAUCUAGAGCCUAGAGACGCAGAUUUUGACUUCUUCUUCGAGGUUAAAUGCACCAGUUGUCAUGAAACUCAUCCAAAACCAGUCACUCUCAAUCGACGUGAAUCCUUCGAUCUCUCUGGAGGUAAAGGCGGCACCGCCAACUUUGUUUGGCGCUGUGGAAACUGCAAGCGUGAAAGCUCAGCAAAGUUCGAAGACGCGUAUGCAGUUCGUGCUUAUUCGGCAGAAAACGAACAGUUUGGGCCUCUACUUCAGAUCGAAUGCAGAGGAUUAGAAUUCAUAAGCUUCGAUCCUCGGGGUAUUUGGAAGUGUCAAGGCAUGAAAGGGACUGUGUUUUCCGAAGUCGAUCUUGACGAAGGAGAGUGGACCGACUACGAUGAGAAGGCUGCCCUUCCAGUUGGUGUAUCCUCGUUCGAAAGCCAGUGGACGAGAGCCUAG
Molecule: messenger RNA, 501 nt
Organism: Mycena indigotica
Lineage: Eukaryota; Fungi; Basidiomycota; Agaricomycetes; Agaricales; Mycenaceae
Exons: 7
Coding region: 19-501 (160 amino acids)
Molecular function (GO): zinc ion binding
Source: RefSeq, a predicted model, not a curated record